AUGCUAUUUUUAAUUAAGAACCUGAUUGGAUGCGCACUUCUCCUGUUCGUGGUGACUACACAUCUGCAUGGGACAUCGCACAAAUGGCAGAAGGGGCUAAAGGGGGGAAGAGUCCUCAACGGAAUAAAGACCCACAGCUGUGCCCAUCCGAACAGCAAUAAGUGGCCAUACAACAGGAACAGAAAUUGCAAGCUAAAAAGUUAUCUGUACGUCCACAAUAAUAAAAGAAGGAAAACCCAGUUGUACAAGCUUAACAGGUAUAAGGUCUGCUCGAUUUUUUCAAUCUUUGAUAAGAGGAAUGACGGGAAAAAGAAGAAGGGGGGGGAGCAAAGCAGUGCAGAAGUGUCACAUAGGGGGAAGCCACCCGCAGGAGGAAUGUCACAAAAGGGGAAGCCAUCCGAAGGAGGAAUGUCACAAGAGGGGAAGCUCACCACAGUAGAAAUGCCACAGGAGGGGAAUCCGUCCCCCGGAAAAGUAGCACCGGGGGAAGCGUCCCCGCCCGUGGAACCCCUUCCGCUGAGCACCCCCCACGGCUGGGAAUCGGAGGGAUGCAUCGACCUUAGCAACCUGGAGAUCAUCCCCAAAGAGGCGCUGAAAAACGUGGUCCAAUACAGAAAGCAUUUAGAAAACUUCAAAAUCAAAGUGUUCUUAUCUCUGCAAAGCAUCUUCUGUUCAUAUACGAAGGGGAUAGAGAAGAAAGACAAUUUGAGAAAUUUCGUCCUCCACCUAUUAAGCGAAUUUCAGAGGAAGUUCCACAAGCACACACACCUAGAGGAUGUGCAGAAUAUGCAGAACGGGAAAAUGAAGGAAGAAUAUUUGCAGAGCAAUUACAAUUGCUUCCUCGAUAUCGUUAAAACCAUUGAGGAGAAUCUCUACAAUCUUUUAUUGUAUAAAAUUCAGUCCAUGAAAUUGGAGGCAUUGGACGACAUUAAAGAAACAGUCCUCUCGCAGAGGGAAAGCAACGCGGAUUACAUUUCCUACGUUAAUCAUGUUAAUAAAACAUUCGAAGCGUACGAGAAGAAGCUACAGAAUUUAUUCCCCUCAAGUUUUAAAUUUUCCUUGUAUAAUAAAACGAGCAAAGAGAGCGGCGUUGAGGAGUCGAAGCAGCUGGAGCAGGGGCAGCCCUGCAGCCUCUCCAAUUUUGUGUACCAUUUUCCGAUGGAAAAAUAUGAACAUUUAAUAAAAAAAAAUAUAAAUUAUGUAAAGAAAUUAUCACACGAUCUGACAAAGAAGAAGAAAAAAAAACUCAUUAAAGAAAUUGAGCGAAGUAAGAGUUAUCAGAAUAUUCUACACAUCAUAGACAACCAGCAGAAGCAAAUUGAGAUUUUACAGGAACAGCUAGAGGCCAACGUGGAAGGUUUCCCUGGCAAGUACUCCCCCUUUCACUGCGCAGUUGCCUAUAGGAUCCCCGACACGAAUUUGAACAUUUCAACUCAGUACGUUAAGGGGAAAUUUAAUGUCAAGCUGAAUUGUAUUCCAGAUGACUCUUUGCAUUUGUUGGGGUCAUACGGAUUUGUGAAGGCCCUCCCGUUUGGUAACUUGGGGCUGUCCUUCUCGAUGAACUUUUGA
Plasmodium inui San Antonio 1 is the source of this 1569-nucleotide messenger RNA. RefSeq lists its product as hypothetical. Bases 1 to 1569 code for a protein of 522 amino acids. The record is from RefSeq and is a predicted model, not a curated record. NCBI's taxonomy places the organism in Eukaryota, Apicomplexa, Aconoidasida, Haemosporida, Plasmodiidae. The transcript has a single exon.